This is a messenger RNA of Miscanthus lutarioriparius, 1941 nucleotides long. NCBI's taxonomy places the organism in Eukaryota, Viridiplantae, Streptophyta, Magnoliopsida, Poales, Poaceae. The record is from the annotation of a GenBank genome assembly.
AUGCAGCGGGCUCCGGAGCGCCGCCGUGGCGCCGGGCCGCUCCUGCUGCUGGCGCUGGUCGCAUUGGUGGCCGCGCCGAGGCUCGUGCGCGCGGUCACCGACGCUGCUGAUGUCUCUGCCAUAAACGGACUGUACAUUUCACUGGGAUCACCACCUCUUCCUGGAUGGACUGGAAAUGGUGGAGACCCCUGUGGUGAGAGCUGGCAGGGUGUUGUGUGUACCGGCUCUUCCAUAACUGGAAUAACCAUGAAUGCUGCAAACUUGGGAGGACAGCUGGGAAGUUUAGGAAACUUCACUUCCAUCACCAGCAUAGAGCUUAGCAACAAUAAUAUUGGUGGAACCAUACCGGAGGACCUACCUGUUACAUUGCAGAGUCUUUUCCUCUCUGCUAAUCAACUUACUGGAAGCAUCCCAAGUUCACUGUCAAAACUCGAAAACUUGACAGCCAUGUCAGUCAACGGCAACAGUCUAAAUGGAGACCUACCAGACGCUUUUGAUUCACUCAGUAGACUUGGAUAUUUUUUCGAACAACUUGACUGGCGUGUUACCAUCUUCAAUGAAAAGCUUGGCAUCUUUGACUUCAUUAUUGUUGGCUCUGUUCUUGCCGGAGUAGUGCUGUUUAUUAUCAUAGUCCUCCUAGUAUUAUUUUGUCUAUCCAAGUACGAAGAGAGACAGUCAAGAUAUGAUCAUAAUAGAAGUCAGCUGGCAAGGGUGCAUCAUAGGGUUGAACCACAAAUCAAGACACCUCCAGUGCAACAAAGCAAUGAUGUUAAAAAAGGUCCAGGUGAGGCACUUGAUAGGAGGGGCCAUGAACUAAAUUCAUCCGCGGCAGCUCUCCCAAAGAAGUCUCCCGAAAACCAAAAGGAGCACAUAAUUAACUUUGAUCGAACAGAUUCAGAUCUGUUUCCUGUUUCUCUACCACCACCCCCUCCUCCACCGCCAUUACCCCCAAUUGAAAGAGUUGUUGCAAAUCCCAUUGUUCCACCAGAAAAGCGACAUAGUCCUCCAACAAAGACAAGUAGCCCGACUUCUGCCACACCAUUCUCUGUUGCAUCUCUUCAGCAAUAUACAAAUAGUUUCAGAGAGGAGAAUGUGAUAAGAGAGAGUAGAUUAGGAAGGGUUUACCUAGCAGAACUUCCUGAUGGCAAGUUAUUAGAGGUUAUGAAGAUUGACAACGCUAAUGGAAGAAUAUCAGUAGAUGACUUCCUAGAACAGGUUGAAUGUAUCUCAGAUAUCAAACAUCCUAACAUUCUUGAGUUAGUCGGAUACUGUGCUGAAUAUGGGCAGAGGUUACUCGUGUAUAAUCACUUCAGCAGAAUGACACUAGAUGAUGCCCUUCAUGAUGGAGAGGAUACUGAAAGUGCACUGUCAUGGAGUGCCCGCCUCCAGGUUGCUCUUGGUUCAGGAAAAGCCUUAGAGUAUCUCCAUCAUAACUUCGAACCUCCAAUUGUGCACCAGAAUUUUGAACCAGCUAAUGUGCUCCUUGAUAAAAAGUUUUCAGUGUGUGUUGCUGAAUGUGGACUGGCAGAAUUGAUGCCAUCAAGUUCAGUCACUCAGCUGUCAGGUCGGAUGCGUGCAUUACUGAACUACGAAGCACCUGAGUUCCAGGAUUCUGGGGUCGUUUCAGAAAGGGGUGAUGUCUACAGCUUUGGUGUAGUGAUGCUGGAACUUCUUACUGGGCGUAAACCAUAUGAUAGUUCACGCCCGCGUCAUGAGCAACAUCUUGUUAGAUGGGCCAGUUGUCAGCUUCAUGACAUUGAAUCCCUGUCCAAGAUGGUGGACCCAUCUAUACGUGGACAGUGUUCUGAGAAAGAAUUGUCACGUUUUGCUGACAUAAUCAGCCGCUGUAUCCAGCGGCAGCCAGAGUUCAGGCCACCAAUGUCUGAAAUUGUACAAGACCUAGCUAGACUUGUAAAUGCUACUGGUGAGGAAUCAGAGUAA